AUGUCUUCCUCAACGCAAGACCUCGUCACACAAGUUGAGCUCGGGAACACGUAUGGAGCACUUUUCAUUGGGGCCAUCAUUGCAGCCAUUCUUUUUGGUUUAACCAACGUUCAAGUUUUCAUCUACUUUCAGACGCAGAACAUUCUUUAA
Molecule: messenger RNA, 150 nt
Organism: Suillus plorans
Lineage: Eukaryota; Fungi; Basidiomycota; Agaricomycetes; Boletales; Suillaceae
Exons: 2
Coding region: 1-150 (49 amino acids)
Source: RefSeq, a predicted model, not a curated record